UAAUAUUUACUAAACCACCGUGGAGAAGACUCGGACUGGAGAAACCAGAAUGAGUCCGCGAUCUGACCUCCAGAUAGCCCAGCCGAUAACCCUCCAAUGCGGCCUCACCCUUCCCAACCGGCUCGUCAAGGCCGCCAUGGCUGAGCAACUGGCUAGCACCCACCAACUUCCAGACGAGCGCUUGAUUGCGGUCUACAAGCGCUGGUCCGCCGGCGGCUGGGGUUUGAUCAUAACGGGACACGUCCACGUAGACGACAAGCACUUAGGCGCCACAAAAGAUUCCGCCAUUCCGCCCUCGCUUCCCCAAGCUACCGUUCUUCCUCCUUGGUCCGCUCUUGCCCGCGCCAGCCAGGGCCUCCAACUAAACCAUCCCGGCCGGCAAUCCCCUCGCGGCGCAGGUGCUCGCAGCCUUCUCUCCCCAUCCCUCGCGCCUUCCGCAGUCCCACUCACCCUCGGCCCAGGCUUCCUAGCCAAACUGCUCCGCUUCCUAAUCUUCGGCACGCCGCGCGCCAUGAAUCACGCCGAAAUCCAAACCGUCAUUUCCCAGUUUGCCCGCGCGGCGCGCGUGUGUGCCGAGGCCGGGUUCGAUGGCGUGCAGAUCCAUGCGGCGCACGGGUACCUGCUGUCGCAGUUCUUGUCGGGCAGGACGAAUCGCAGGACGGACAGGUACGGGGGGGAUGCGAGGGGCAGGGCGCGGAUUGUGGUGGAGAUUGUGCGCGCUGUGAGGGAGGAGACGAGAAGGUUUGAAGGGUUUUGUGUUGGGAUCAAGUUGAAUAGCGCCGAUCAUCAGAGCGAGGGGGAGGAGAUGGCGGAUUGUGUGGAGCAGUUGAGGGCUGUUGUGGAGGCGGGGGUGGAUUUUGUCGAGGUUAGUGGGGGGACUUUUGAGGAUCCAAAGAUGAUUGCGGGCAACGAGGGCCUGGCGUACUUGGAGGACAUGUCAGACCGGACCAGGGCCCGGGAAGCCUUCUUCCUCGAGUUCGCAAGGGUCAUCCGGAAAGAGUUCCCCAACGUUCCUCUCAUGGUCACAGGCGGGUUCACCAGCCGGGGGGGGAUGGAGAAAGCUGUGACGGACGGUGACUGCGACUUGAUCGGCCUAGGCAGACCAGCUGUCCUCAACCCAUCGCUUCCCGGCAGUCUCGUGUUUAACCCCGAGGUCAAGGACCAGGACGCCAGUGUGUACCGCAAGAAGAACAGGGCGCCUUGGAUUAUCAAGAUGCUCGGCAUUGCAGCAGUUGGAGCCGGAAUAGACAGCAUAUGGUAUACAAAGCAGAUCCACAAGAUGGCGAAGGUAUAG
Parathielavia appendiculata is the source of this 1294-nucleotide messenger RNA. RefSeq names its product NADPH dehydrogenase. Bases 50 to 1294 code for a protein of 414 amino acids. The transcript has 5 exons. The record is from RefSeq and is a predicted model, not a curated record. NCBI's taxonomy places the organism in Eukaryota, Fungi, Ascomycota, Sordariomycetes, Sordariales, Chaetomiaceae. Gene Ontology annotation, molecular function: FMN binding; oxidoreductase activity.